UUAGCCCGGAAGUAGUUUCAUCAUCUCGCCGAGACUUCCGGUGCCGCAGCGGCUGUUUCAAAAAAAUUUAUGUUUGGAAGUAUUUACAGCGUUUCCGCGAUUUUUUCUGAGCACGUUUAAGCAAAAAAAUAUGAUCGACGCGGAUGAAGUCGCCAAAUUGUGCUACAAGUGUUUCAACCAGCUGCCCAAGAGAGGGAAGCCCGAGGCGGGCAGAGAGUGGACCCUGCUGGCCGCUGUCGUCAAAGUCCACCCGGGUCGCAGCUCUGACGCAGCUGAGAUGGAGGUUGUUUCCAUGGGAACCGGGACCAAAUGCAUCGGUCAGGCAGCCAUGAGUCCUAGAGGCGAUGUUCUCAAUGACAGCCAUGCGGAGGUUAUAGCUAGAAGAGGCUGCGUCCGGUAUCUGAUGGAGGAGCUCCAUAAGGCUGUCGGCGGUCGGGGCAGCGCUUUGUUUCGUCCGUCCGAUCGGCGAGGAAGGUGGAAGCUUCAGCCGGGAGUUUCCUUUGUUUUCUUCACCAGUCACACUCCCUGUGGCGAUGCCUCCAUCAUCCCUGUGACUGACAGCCUCCAGCCCGGCCAGGCUCAACCGUGCCAUCCCGUCACUCCUGUGGACAGCCGAGGCGAGACGGACGCAGGAAGUUCCCUGAAAAGAAAAGCAGAGGAACCAAACGAAGGACGAAACUCAAAGCUUCCCCAUUUGGAGGAACAGGAGACAAAAGACGGAGGCUCAGAAAACCCAGAUGACCGGAAUUCACACGUUAGUGGCCCAAAAGCGCCCCACGAAGCUGAACCUCCAUCGCUGCAGACUGACAGCGCAGAGGAACGCCCUCAAAUCCCAGAUGUCCUCAGAACGGGGGCCAAGUGUGUCCCAGGGGGGCCGGCUGAUCCCCGGCUCUCGGGCCCGGGAUACCACAGCGCUGGACUGCUGCGUGUGAAGCCGGGAAGAGGAGAACCUACCAUGUCCCUCUCCUGCAGUGACAAACUGUGCCGCUGGGGGGUGCUAGGCUUCCAGGGAGCGCUGCUGUCCCACUAUCUGGAGGAGGCUCUCUACUUCAGCGCAGUGGUGGUGGGGAAGUGUCCGUACAGCGCACGAGCUAUGCGCCGAGCCGUGAUCGACAGGUGUUCCCACGUAUCAGAACUCCCAUCUGGGUUUUCUUUAUGUUCCCCUGUUCUGCUGCAGUCCAGCCUGGAGUUCCCCUUCAGCCAGAACCAGGCCCGGCUUCAACACCGACCCGGACAGGGACGCGUCUCCCCCUGUGGAGCAGCCAUCAGCUGGUGUAAUGUGACUGAGCAGCCUCUAGAUGUCACUGCCAACGGCUUCAAACACGGAGUCACCAAGAAGGCCCUGAACACACCGGCAGCCAGGUCUCGUCUGUGUAAGCUGGAGCUUUUUCAUUCUUUCCUGACUCUGGUGAAAACCACCGACCCCUCAUCGCUGCCCGACCCCCUCAGGACGGCGGAGCUGAAAACCUACUGGGACUACAAGCAGGCGUCCCAGCCGUACCAGCAGGCUUGGCAGCAGCUGUGCUGUCAGGUUUUCCCUCUGUGGCCUCGCACUGACAGAUCUCUUCUACUUUUCCAAUGAAAAUGAAUCUCUCAACAGUAAAAAAAAAAAAAAUAAGAAACCGUCUUUGAGAAAGUCAUAAAUCCGCUUUAUCUCCUGAUCAACCUAAAGAUGUUUAUCUUCCCGGAAGCCUCCUUCUUUGUUUCGUCAGACUUUAAGUAAAGCGACUCUUCCUGUUGGCUUUCGUGUGUGUUUCUGGCUGUUAGAUCAGCUGUGCUGGAGCCCCCAGCGUCUCCACAGCAGGACUCCCCGCUCUGAUGUUCAGCUGAUGACCUCCAUCUCUGCAGACGAAGGCCUUAUGUUCGCGCCGCGUGGUAUUCCUCCAGCUGCAAACUAACCCAAAAAACCCCACAUCUGUCUACCUGAGCAGAGCAUGCAGGCAGAUAUGACAUAAACCUAAUUCUAACUUCACUUUACAGUUUUAUUUAAACAUAAACCGGAAAAUAAAUUAUCUUAAGCCACG
Oryzias latipes (Japanese medaka) is the source of this 2024-nucleotide messenger RNA. It is a transcript of the gene adat1, whose product is annotated as adenosine deaminase tRNA specific 1. Gene Ontology annotation, biological process: tRNA processing. NCBI's taxonomy places the organism in Eukaryota, Metazoa, Chordata, Actinopteri, Beloniformes, Adrianichthyidae. The record is from RefSeq and is a predicted model, not a curated record. Gene Ontology annotation, molecular function: tRNA-specific adenosine deaminase activity; RNA binding; adenosine deaminase activity.